AUGGAAACAUGGGAAGUCCUAGCAUCGGUAAAAGAAGCAACAAAGGGUCUUGAUUUAAGCUUAGAUUCUCCAUUUAUUAUCAGAUCCGAAGAUCUGCCCAUUCACGUUCUUCGGUUACUACAACAAAAGAAUCGCCGUCAGUUGAAGCACAUCUGUGUGAAGUCUGAGAAGGAUUACUUUCUUUUAGAGGAGUAUGGACCAGGAUUUUGGGUGAAAUGGCCGUACAAUUAUUUUAAUGAGUAUAGCUUACCAGAAAAAAAUGGAGAAAUUGUAGCAUCCCUAGAAAGAGAUAGAGCCAAACGUGAGACAUCGAGAACAUGGAACGAAUUGAAGUUCAAGGAACUCCUUGAUUUUUGGUCAGAAGAAUCAAAGGUCUCACACGAGCUUGAAAAGGACAAAAGUCCUAAACUGGAUAUGAAGCCCCCGAAUAUGAAAGACGAAUCGAGGACUAAUAAAGAUUACUCCGAUCCUAAAGAGUACAUAGAAAGCAAAUAUUACGAUGCUCUCUUCUCCAUACGCACGCCUCUAGCAUACUUUGUCAAGUCGAAUUUAGUAAGACUAAAAAAUACAUGCCGAACGAAAUAUGGGAACGAUAGUUACAAAAUAGCCUACCAAGCCAUCCUGCAGAAGUUUCUUCUGUCAAUUGUGCAAUUUAACAGUAGACACGAUAAUAGAAUUUUGUUAGAGCCUCUUUCGAGUCCCAUAGCGGAUGUAAAAAGAAAGGGUUGUCUCACAAAAUUUAUUAUACAAAUCAAUAAUAAAAAUGAUUCAACUGCUGCUGAUUUAUGUGUCAUAUUAAAAUCUCGAGAGAUAAAACUGCAGGUAAUAUUGUUAUUGGAGAUGAUAGGACUGAACAAUCUAGAUUGGAACUUCAAAGAUUUUGAAAAAAGGUAUAAAUCGAAAUUAAAAAAGAGAUCACUUAAUUUGACGAAAAAGGGAUUGAUUCGUCGAAGGCCGAAGAAGAUCAUUAACGAGCCAGACAAAAAUAUUGCGCAAGCAGCAACCUCUUUGGAUUAUUGUGAGCAGUUAGAUUUGUACUUAGAUAGGGCCUGUAUCCUGGAUAUUUUACUAUCAAGUGAAACACCUAAUCCAGAUGCCAUAAAUGCAACGAAUGGAACAAUACAAGAGCAUAAAAAAAACAUUCUGAAUAGGAAUAAAGAAGCUUCGCUGGUUGGAUUUAUAAAUUAUAUUCUUAUCCCUUACUUUACGAAGAAGGUUCCGCAUGCCGUCGAAUUUAUAAUCCAAAAGCUUAAGGGACCAAGCAUGAGACCAAAAAAAGCUCCUAAAAAGAUCAGCAAUGGUACCAAUGAGACCUCGCAUAGUACAGUGGACGUAUAUAGCAAAUUACCAAUUAACCAGCGUACCUCUCGUUCUUUGAUCAUAAAGUCUGUUCCCUCAUCACCUGCAUUGAGAGGGACAGACUCUCACGUCUUUAAUAGAAUGUCGAAAACGUCUCCUGCCCCUGAACUUUUGAAUUUUAGAACAAACUCCAACUUAAAUGAAUUUCUCGAAAGUGAUACUAGGAGCUUGAAGCGUCCUUUCCAACUAGGAAGAACGAAGUCCGAUCUAGCCAUGAACCACUUACAGAAAAGACAAUUUUCAGUUUCUGACUUAAACACGACAAGAGUACCGAAUCCAUCAGCUGCCCCACUCAAAACAUUCUCACGUACGGCUGUCAGUGCACAUACCAUUACGAAUAAUUCCUUUCGUAGAGUUGGAAAACGUAAAGAUAUUAAUGAAACGGUGCAUUUUAGCGAGAGCAUAAAUUCCGAAGAGAACGUACAAGUUCAGGCUACUCCAGCAUCCAAAAAAAGGACAGCAACACCUAAUAAGAGGGCACAACUACAAAGCAUCGUUGAGUCACCACUAAAUGUCAAGGCUGAUCCGCCAAAAGAUGCUGGAAACUCCCAAAAAAAUAUCUCCCCCAUUGUCCCUGUUUCUAUCAAUACCUCCUCAGAAAAGAGCUCGAAAAGAAAAGUCAGAAGACGUUUAUUUGCGCCUGAGGCAACGUAG
Molecule: messenger RNA, 2013 nt
Organism: Saccharomyces kudriavzevii IFO 1802
Lineage: Eukaryota; Fungi; Ascomycota; Saccharomycetes; Saccharomycetales; Saccharomycetaceae
Gene: SLD3
Product: Sld3p
Exons: 1
Coding region: 1-2013 (670 amino acids)
Biological process (GO): DNA replication initiation
Cellular component (GO): DNA replication preinitiation complex
Source: RefSeq, a predicted model, not a curated record